AUGGUCACUCUCGUCACGUGCAAGCCGCAGGGCUUUCAUGGCCUAGCGAGAAUCUCCCCCUCAUUCCCACUCAACAUCCCGGAUGGCGCGGGAGCGAGCGCCGCUGACGCGGCGGGCGGUGGGCGCGAUGGUGCUGGCGGCGGUGCUUGUGGGGGCGGCGGUGGCGCUGUGGCGUCGCGACCGGCGCGAUGGGGAGGGGCUGCAGCGGCUGCUGGCGGAGCAGCAGCGCUUUCAGCAGACGUUCCUCGCGCACCUCGACGACCACGUCGCGUCGGCGGCCUCUCCGUUUUGCCUUCUUCCUCCCCUUCCCGCCUCUCCUCGCCAAGGCAUCCCCUUCCCUCACCUAUCCGUUCCCCCGUCCCCCUCUCCGCCCCGCAGGUGCAUCCCGCGGUGGCGGCGCUCUCCAACAGCGUCGCCCCGCGCACCGCGCACGCGGGCGCAGUAGCAGUGCGCGCGGGGCACCGCGGGGCAACACACCUGUGCGCCUACAGCGAGGAUGAGCUCGCGGAGGCGCUGCAGCGCGCGCACCACUGCGGGAUGGGCGAGGCGCGGUACUACCUGGGCGGCGUGUGGAUGGACUGGGGGCUGCUGGAGCGCGAGGUGUCGAGGGACAACGACCCCGCCAGGCUCUCCUGCGUGCUCGCCUGCUCCCUCCGCCGCGACCUCGGCUGCCUCCCCCACCUCCCCUGCCUGCACGCCCUCUGGCUCCGCCACCUCAAAGAAGACACGGCAGCGCUGCACCAGUUCUACGAGAAGGACGCGGCGCUGCCUGUGCUGCGCGCCGACCCCUCUCUGCUCGCCAUCCUCGACGCUGGUGCUGGCGUCGGCGUGCUCUCCCUGCUGCUCGCCGCCCUGAACCCGCAAGCGACGGUGGUGGCGGUGGAGGCGGGGGAGAGCAGCUUCCGCGCUCUGCAGCGCAACACAGCAGCGCUGCCCAACGUGGUGGCUGUGAGGGGCGGACUGUGGCCGUACGAGACGAGCCUGCAUGUGGCGCAGGAUGGCCGCCUCACACCCGCCCAGUCCAUCAACGCCCAGGGCGCGGAGUCCAGCUGGGUGCAGGCGGACGUGGUGCCGGGGCUGUCAGGCCCCUUCCUGCUGCGCUUCCUCGCCCUGCCACGCUUCGACCUCGUGCGCAUCAACACGCACGGCAACGAGGAGCCACUCUUCCACGCGCCCUCCCCGCACCACGACGCGCACUGGCUGCUCACCGGGCCCCGCACGGCCAUCUUUGACUCGCACCCGGGCCUCUUCCCUGCCACUGCCGCCUCCUCACCCUCCCCCUCCACCAACGACCGCGCCAGCAUCCCUGCUACCUUCCUGUCGCAGCACGGGGGGUUUGAGCAGGUGCCUGAGACCAAGGGGUCUGGGUUCAUUGUGCUGCGCCGUGGGGAGGUUAGGGGGAGUGAGUCGCUGGAGGGAGUGGGCUUGCCGAUUUUCUCGAAUGAGACCGCAUCAGGAGAAGGAUCGACAGGUGUGGGAGGUGCAGGAGCUGUAGGAAGGAGUUGA
This is a messenger RNA of Closterium sp. Yama58-4, 1506 nucleotides long. NCBI's taxonomy places the organism in Eukaryota, Viridiplantae, Streptophyta, Zygnematophyceae, Desmidiales, Closteriaceae. The record is from the annotation of a GenBank genome assembly.